This is a messenger RNA of Caenorhabditis remanei, 1227 nucleotides long. RefSeq lists its product as uncharacterized. The record is from RefSeq and is a predicted model, not a curated record. The coding region runs from base 1 to 1227 and encodes 408 amino acids. Gene Ontology annotation, molecular function: ubiquitin protein ligase binding. Gene Ontology annotation, cellular component: cytoplasm; nucleus. Gene Ontology annotation, biological process: proteasome-mediated ubiquitin-dependent protein catabolic process; regulation of proteolysis. NCBI's taxonomy places the organism in Eukaryota, Metazoa, Nematoda, Chromadorea, Rhabditida, Rhabditidae. The transcript has 4 exons.
AUGGCAUCUCGAACUUCAUGGCCAUCAAUCGACCUAAAUCGCUCCACAUCUUCCAGAGCUGAUGAUCUACCUCCACAGCCACGGCGGUUAGAAGUUGUCUCGAAGCAAGCAACGCGAGUGACAGCCCUCUCAACAAAAUUGGAAUGGAAAAUCGAGCAAUUCGAAAAAUUGAUGAAAUUAGUGAAAAAUGGCUCAAAUCUCAUUUCGAGAAUGUUCAGUGUCCCAGAUGCCCCCACCGUUUGUUGGGAACUUCACGUAUAUCCAAACGGAAAACGCGAUGAAGAUAUGAAUCAUGUUUCAUUCUUUUUGAGACAAGUUGGAUUAGCUCGCGGAGAAGAACCUAUAAUGACAGAAUUUCAAAUUUAUGCUCUCGAUGCUAAUAACCAAAGAGUCAGCGUGUGCAGAGAUACGAAGGACUUCACUAAUCAGCAAGGGCGUGGAAAGUUUCAAGUUACCCGUGACAAGAUGGCUGGUGCACUCCGUUCUGAUGGAACUCUAUUCUUGAUAUGCGAAGUGGAAUAUUUCCCACCGGGAUCGAAAAUAUCAGUAGAACCAGUCGUUGAAGAAGAUGUUUCCUCUGAAGAACCGGAAGAUAUGCCAGAAGUCAUUGUUCGUACGAAUAACAGAAACAUGUGGGAAGAUGAACUGUUCACCGAUUGUGUGAUUCACGUUGGCAACAAGUAUAUAAAAGCACAUCGAUGCAUACUUGGUCAAAACUCACCCGUAUUCAAAAGCAUGUUCUCGUCACCUUCGAUGAUUGAAGCGCAGAAAGGCGAAAUACACAUACAAGAUGCUAAGUAUGAUUCCGUGCGAGCUAUGGUCGAGUUCAUGUAUACUGGAGCCACUGAGUCCCUGGAGUCACAAGGAAACAUCGAUGAGAUCCUGGCCAUAGCCGACAAAUAUGAAGUUUUGAUGCUCAAAGAUCAAUGUGAACGUCUCAUCGCACAAACAAUCAACCUCAAAAACGUCACUCAAAUCGCCAUGUUCUCCGAUACUUAUACUGCCGAUUAUCUAAAGUCUGCAGUGAUUCGCUUUCUCAUGACCCAUCAUCGAGUAGUUAUAAAAACUCAGGACUGGAUAAGUUUGAAGAAAAGCAGGCACGAACUGGCAAACGAGCUGCUCGAAGCUGUUUUGACAACAGAUCAAGAAGAUGAUGACUCCUCACUGGCUCCCAAUAGGGUAUCACCCCCGCCAGCGAAGAAACGCCUACGUCGCAGUGCAAAGUAA